Molecule: messenger RNA, 831 nt
Organism: Ascochyta rabiei
Lineage: Eukaryota; Fungi; Ascomycota; Dothideomycetes; Pleosporales; Didymellaceae
Exons: 2
Coding region: 1-831 (276 amino acids)
Source: RefSeq, a predicted model, not a curated record
AUGACUUCCAUCUUCGACCUGUCUAGCGCCAAACGGGUGCGCCGCGACGACCUUCGAUCGCCACACGAGUCCCCGCCAUCGACGCCAGCUCGAGACAUCCAAGACCUCCAAGACAUCCAAGACCUCCAAGACCUCCUGCGCCAGCGCAUAGCUACCGAAUUCACCUUCACCACCGCCGAGCACGAUGCUGCUGAUGCCCCCGAUGCAGUCCAGAGCGACGAGGACGAGGACGAGGACGAGGCAGAACUGCGCCUGUUCGCCGCCCCAGCCAACGCUGCCCCGUCGACCUCGAAAGUCAGGCUCACCUCGCCUGGCUUGGAUAAGGGAGACGGAUCAGGCUUCUUGCUGAAGAAGCCCAAGAGCUACUACUUUGCCGACGAGCCCACCAGCGACGAAGAGCUGGCGCUGCAGGCCUCUGCCAUCGAUGGGCACACCGUGCUGGAGCUGUCGCGACUGCCCUGGCCCGCCUGUGCCCUGCCCUGGAAGGUGCGCACCCUCACACCAGCCGGCAUGAAGAAGGCAGUCCUCGUUGGACACCCCCCAGUGUUGGCCACCGUACAAGACAAGGACCACAAGCGAACACGCAAGGGCAAGAAGGCACGCAUUGCACUGAGGAAGAAGAAGCAGGCCAACAAGGAAAAGCAGGACGAGAGGGCCAAGCUGGCCGCCGAGAAGGAAGAAGCCGAGCGCGAGAAGAGGACCAGGCGUAACAGGGAGAAGAAGGUCAAGAAGAAGGCCAAGGCGCAGGCGAAGAAGGUCGAGGGCGAAGGCACAGCAGAGGCCUCGAUUGAACAGAUACCAGGCGAUGCAGACACAAGCAUGCAGGAUUGA